AUGCCCAUUGUAAGAUACCCCCAGGCUACCGAGCCUCUCUGGCACGAAUGGGACAGGAAAGCCCAGAAGUGUGGGUUAAGACACACGGUCUACGCUGCGAACGGGGAUAAGUACACCGGAGAAUGGCUGGACAACUUGAAACACGGUAAAGGCACCCAGGUAUGGAGACGCACCGGAGCGAUUUACAGCGGUGACUGGAGGUUCGGCAGACGGGAUGGUUAUGGCUCCUACAGCAUUCCCGACCCCGGCACCAAGGAACACAAGAAGGUGUAUACAGGAUGGUGGAAAAAUGACCGACAAUGUGGCUACGGCGCCAUGUCCUACCCCGACGGGGAGCGCUACGAGGGCAAGUGGAGCGGCGGGCUGCGG
This is a messenger RNA of Eurypyga helias (sunbittern), 369 nucleotides long. Its product is annotated as MORN repeat-containing protein 3-like. The transcript has 3 exons. The record is from RefSeq and is a predicted model, not a curated record. Lineage: Eukaryota; Metazoa; Chordata; Aves; Eurypygiformes; Eurypygidae. The annotation marks the transcript as partial.